GUGAUUGACAGACGGACUGGAGUCAUGAUGAACUUUCGGUUUGCUUCUCGCCGUCUCAAAUAUGUUUUAAGUCACUAAACAACGAUGUCCGACAUACUGAUGAAGGAAAUGGAGAGUUUAUCGAUCAGUCCAAUGAAGCCAGAGGAGCGUCCAGACGAUGUCCGGAGCUUCCUGCUGGUGGAUGAACAGGAAAACCUGCAGGUCCGUGAUGAGUCUGAGUUUGUGGACAGACUCGGGUGUGGGGAUGUUGCAGGUGUCAAGGUCGUCUCCAUUUUUGGCAACACCGGCGACGGGAAGUCCCACACCCUCAACCACAUCCUAUUCGAUGGCGAGAGUGUGUUCUACACCUCAAAGUCCCCCAGCUCCUGUACGGUGGGAGUCUGGGCUGCCUACAACCCCACCCUCAGCCUGGUCGCCCUGGAUACUGAGGGCCUCUUGGGAGCUGCAGUCAACCAGAACCAGAGAAUGCGGCUGCUGCUGAAGGUAUUGGCAGUGUCUGAUAUUGUAGUCUAUCGUACACGAGCCGAACGCCUCCACAACGACAUGUUCCAGUUCCUGAGCAGCGCCUCUGGGGCCUACCUGAAGCACUUCACCCCGGAGCUCAGGGCCCUUUCCAGCCGCUGUGGUCUGGAUGUGCCCCUCUCUUCUCUCGGGCCUGCUGUCAUCGUCUUCCAAGAGACAACACACACUCAGUUGUUGGGUCAUGACUCCAAAAUGGCCGGCCAAGCCGACACACUGCUCCAGAAGCGUUUUCACGACCUGGGCUUGAGCACAGAGGCCUUCAGCUCGGUGCAGUACGUAGGCACCCAGACGAUCAGGCCUCCCACAAACUACAACAGUCUGCUGCAGGCUGUCAAGCAGCAAGUGAAGAACACUCACACACGCUCCCCCCGCCAGCCUGGGAUAGUGUUUCACGCGCUAGAAGCCCUGAGUGAGCGUUUCUGUGGGGAACUGUCUGAUGACAAGAUGACCAUGUACUCCUUCUUCCCAGACGAGUACUUCACCUGCUCUGCUGUCUGCCUCAGCUGCAACAUACGCUGUAAAAAUGGAAUGAACCAUCUGAGAGACAGGGUUCCUCACAUGGCAGAUGGGCUCUGCCAGUAUGCACACCAGUACAACAACAAGGUCCUCAUCUGUAAACGGUGCUAUGAAGGAGGCAGAGAGGUGAUUGUUGUGCCCAAGACGUCAGCUUCCUCUGACAACCCAUGGUUUGGGCUGGCCAAGUAUGCCUGGUCAGGUUAUGUGUUGGAGUGUGCUAGCUGUGGUGUAAUCUACCGCAGCAGACAGUACUGGAUGGGAAACCAGGACCCUGAGAGCAGUGUGGUGCGAUCUGAGGUCAAGCAUGUCUGGGAGGGGUCGGACACCUUCCUGACCAACCACCAGAACGCCGCCCAGAGGGUCCUGGAUGGGAUGAACUACGUGAUUCAGUCAGUGUCGGAGUACAGCACCGGCCCCACCAAAGCUGUCACUGCCUGGCUCACUGACCAGGUGGCACCCCCCUACUGGAGACCCAACACAGAGAUCACAGAGUGUCAUGGGUGUCAGAGGGUGUUUGAGGAGGCAGAGAGGAAGCACCACUGUCGAUCUUGUGGCGAGGGUUUCUGCCAUCCCUGCUCCAGCCACAGGAUGCCGGUGCCAGAGAGGGGUUGGGGUAAUGGCCCUGUCAGGGUGUGUAAGGCCUGCUACCGCCAGGGAGGCCCGCCUGACACUAACAGUCAGGUGUGCAAGGUGGAGCCUCGUGGUCUAAUAGCUCGCAGGGUGACGGAGGUGGCUCAGUCUACACUGGACAUGGUCACCACAGCUGUGGACUAUCCUCUCUGUUUUGUGAAGGACGUGGCUCGGCCAGACUACUGGGUGCCAGACCAGGACAUCACCCAGUGUCACCAGUGCUCCAAAACCUUCACUUCAGUCAUGUCCAAACACCACUGUCGGGCCUGCGGACAGGGCGUGUGCGGACCCUGCUCCACACACAUCAAGCCUGUGCCUUCCCGAGGCUGGGACCAUCCAGUCAGAGUGUGCGACAGCUGCCACGCCCGCACAGACAGUCUGUGAUUUUUACAACCAGGAGAACUUCUCAAAAAGUGCACUCAGUCUCUCUCUGUUGGUCCACAAAAACACUGUGAAUCCUGGCGCUGCUGCUCCAAGAGAGCAAGGGGGAACAACUUAACAGCACUAAAUGGUAAAACUGGAACCAGCCUUGUAUUUGUGUGAAAAGACGAUCAACACCUGGAUUCCAGACGUUUAUCAGCGCUGACCCAGGAUCUGUUUUCCAUCUCAUCUGCCCUCCGUGACCAACAUGACUCUGCAUCACUUAAGUCACUACAGCUCCAGUCAAACUGCUUCAAGUCUGACUGGACAAAUGGAAAUCUGUUUUUGACUGACUGGUGGUAAUUUUGAAAAUGAAGACACGCAACUCCCCUCAGUUCUUAUUACAACUGAACAGCCUGAGUUCUUCCUCCUGCCUGCUCUUCUUUGUUAAUUCAUCUGUGUUUGCACAGCUCUGCAGCAGGCUGCCUAUUCUCAAUCUGAAGAUUUUUUUCCCUAAAAAUGACAGGACAAGUAAAAGAGAUGCACUGGGAAUAGUGGUAUUUGGUUUAAAGGAUUUUUAACCCUCUCUAUUUUAAAGACUAUCAAGCCAUCACAACCACUUGCAUUGUCUCUCAACUAUUUUGUAAAGGCUUCAGAAGUGAAGUGAAGUGAUUUUUUCUUCUCACAGUCGUCUUCUGAACCAUCUGACUGACUUGCGGAGCCCGGCGAGGAGGGGCAUGAAAAAUAUGGACGGUAGAAGAGCCAGAGCAGUUAAGACCUUUGUUAAAGGUGUAGCUUAGCGUGUAUCUGCAUCACUCAGGGCAGAACAAAUAAACAAGAGCUACAGGAGCGUGUGCCUUCAUGGGAAUAUGGAUUCCCAUCUCUGUAGCUCCUACACUUUGUUUUUUGGGACCCCCCCCCCCCCGUAUGUGCAAGGACUAAUGAGAUUAUUCGUGCCUAAAUAGAGCUUUGUAAUUUAUAGCCUUGCUCCUCUAAUUCCUACAGUUGUAUCUACAAUAUGAUGAAAUGGAAUGGAAGAUGAUAUUUGUAGCAUAACACAUUAUAGACAUUCCAGUAUAUGGAAAUACCUGUGUAUUGAUGUAGAUUUACCUUUCUGAGGUCAUUAUAAUAAGUGGGCGAUGUAUUGAGCCACUGAUGCUUCAGAAAGAUUUCUAAAUAUAAUGAAAACAGCUGCACUAGACUGGACUAUUGAGUUGUUUUGACUUUUUUUUUAAAAAAGGUAUUCAUAUGAAAUUACUUGCAAUGUAAAGUACAAAUUACAUACACAUUCUUGGAAAUUACACUUUGUUUCAAAGGGAGUUUCUCUGUGUAACAUACUGGAUGCAUUAAUGCUGCUUUUCUCUCUCUGUGUAGAAAUAACCAUUUCAAGUUUAAAGAUGUUUUCCGGUGAAAUUCAGCAACUGACAAUCUUACAUUUGUUUCCUUAAUAAAUCAGGCACAUCCAAAUAAAGAAAAUCAA
Seriola dumerili (greater amberjack) is the source of this 3508-nucleotide messenger RNA. RefSeq names its product zinc finger FYVE domain-containing protein 1-like. The coding region runs from base 85 to 2052 and encodes 655 amino acids. Lineage: Eukaryota; Metazoa; Chordata; Actinopteri; Carangiformes; Carangidae. The transcript is spliced from 12 exons. The record is from RefSeq and is a predicted model, not a curated record. Gene Ontology annotation, molecular function: metal ion binding.